Molecule: messenger RNA, 207 nt
Organism: Aspergillus fumigatus Af293
Lineage: Eukaryota; Fungi; Ascomycota; Eurotiomycetes; Eurotiales; Aspergillaceae
Exons: 1
Coding region: 1-207 (68 amino acids)
Source: RefSeq, a predicted model, not a curated record
AUGCUCUUGGGCCCUUCGAACAGGCUUCCCGGAUACCUGUCAUGGAAGCUGGAGGAAGACUCGCUCAGUUCAGUGUCUCAGGUGCAGGAAUCCGGCAUGAUCAUAAUUGGUUCUGUCUCAAGUAGCCUCGAUGACUACGACCUCGUUAGGCGGACGGAGCCAAACAGCUUGGGAGGUUGUCAAGACAGAGCUAUCUCACCAUCAUAG